UGUUCAGCCAGUCUAAACCGAGGUAUCGUCCCGACGCGUCGUACGGACGCUUCCCCGCGCGAACGUACCGCGAACGAAAGUUUGUGUAUGCUCUCCUUUAAUAAAAAAUAAUCUUAUUUAUAAACAAUUCUUGUUGUUCGAACAAGUGAUAAAUAUUUCACUAAUUAUGUUUGUUAAAAUACGUUGGUUGGACUGAAGUUUUUUUUUUCUGAUUGGAGUUUAAUAAACGUAUUAAGAAGACUUUUUGACUGAAGUGAAAGUGAAUUUGAUUGCAUUGCCAUGGUGGAAAACCGUGUACCGCAAUAACGUUAACAAAGAAGUUGAAGACGCAUGACGAAACAUGGACAGCGCAGGCAACAAUACCACAUUAUAUGACGAUGAUUCGCUAUACCCAAGCGAAUUGGCCCUUCACAGAGAAUUCAGUUCAACUGAGAGUGUUCUCGACAGCUACACACCAUGGCCGGCAGAAAAAUGCCUGGAAACAUUUCUCUUUAACGGCACACAAUUUGACGAUGUUACCAACCGUCUGUUCAUAUACAACGGCACGCGAGUCAUGUGUCUAGACCAUGCACCAGUUUUGACUAAAAGUACUCUUAUAAGAGCGAGUGUACUAUCAGCUAUGGCAAUUCUAUCAUUCUUUGGAAACUUGGCAACAAUUAUAAGUAUACAAAGAGGAAAAAGGGGUCGAGGAAGAGCGAGACCGUCGUGGACAGCGAUUUAUAGUUUGAUAUUUCAAUUGAGUAUAGCUGAUUUGUUGGUGACUGUCUUUUGUAUUGCUGGAGAAGCAGCGUGGUCGUUUACGGUGCAGUGGUACGCUGGGAACAUUGCUUGCAAAUUGUUCAAGUUUCUGCAAAUGUUUGCUUUGUAUCUGAGUACUUUUAUUCUCGUGCUUAUUGGAGUGGACAGAUGGCUCGCUGUGAAGUAUCCGAUGCGAAGUAUGGCGACUGCAACAAGGAGUGGAAGACUUGUAAUUAUCGCGUGGGUGCUGAGUCUUGUGCUAAGCGUGCCACAGGCAGUGGUAUUCAGAGUGGCUCAAGGGCCAUUCAUUGAAGAGUUUCAUCAGUGCGUCACCCAUGGAUUCUACACAGAGCGGUGGCAGGAGCAAGCGUAUACUACGCUGUCUUUAAUCUUCAUGUUCAUAUUACCUCUAGUCAUACUUGUAUCAACGUAUGUGUCUACAGUUAGAACUAUUGCAAAGAGUGAAAAGGUAUUCAAACCCGAAGUGCGGAGGCAGGAGAAAUACUUUACUCCAGACAUGAAUAGGAGAAGGCUCAUUGAUAGAGCGAAGAUGAAAUCUUUGAGGAUGUCUGUUGUGAUAGUAGCGGCUUUCCUAAUUUGGUGGACGCCGUAUUACGUCAUGAUGAUUAUUUUUACAUUCCUUAAUCCUGACAAAGACCAAAGCGAAGAAUUACUCAGCGGUAUUUUCUUCUUCGGCAUGUCGAACAGUCUAGUCAAUCCUGUUAUCUACGGAGCAUUCCAUUUGUGGCCGAAGAAGAAUAGAUCUCAUCGACACAGUGACAGGGAAUCCGGUGGCCACCACGCAUCGCUUCUCCGACGUGGUGACAACAACACCUCCUCAAUCCGACUGACGAUGAACAACCGUUCAAUGAGGUCCUCAGCCAAGUACUCCAACGGUCAUAAUGUCAGUUUAUUAUAACCAUUACGGAAAACUAUGAACAAUCGGGUACUAACGAUACCUGAAGAGACAGUGCAUAUAGACUCAAACAGACAAAUCACUUGUGUUGUGUGCAUCGAAAGACAGAGAAUGAGAAGUCGUUUUAAUUAUGCAGACUUUUAAUUGUAGAUAUUAGGAGUAAGUGGUUUUAAAAACUUUUUUAAGUAAUGUAAAUAGUGUACAUAUUUUUGAUUACGAUAUCUUUGUAGUGUUUUAUAAUGUGAGGGUGAUUACACAUCUAAAUACACAAUUAAUUUAUAGUGUAAAUACUUGUGUAAGAUGCACGGCACGUGGCAUUUAAGUAAGUAUUAUAGUUUGUACAUAGAUUGAAACUAAUACUUAAGACCAGGGCAUUAGAUACCAAAAUUGUUUAAGCAUGUGAUACUAUUAUGAAAACGAAUGACAUCAAAUGAAAUUGAACAGACAUUAUAAAAGAAAUCAAUGAUAUUAUUAUCGUUCUCUAUUCUUGAAAUGAUAAAUGGUUUUAUAAUACAACAGAACACGCUUCAGUCGUUUGAACUCCAUUUCUAAAAUCCUGGUCUUAAAUCGAUUUUGUAUAUAAAUUAUCAUUAACAGCUUGAAUGAUCAGCAUUCCUAUUUAGAUGUGUACACAGCCUAAUGCCAUUCGAUGUUGUGAUCUGAGAUUAGUAGAAUUAUUAAAGUUUACUAUGAAGCUUU
Molecule: messenger RNA, 2353 nt
Organism: Spodoptera frugiperda (fall armyworm)
Lineage: Eukaryota; Metazoa; Arthropoda; Insecta; Lepidoptera; Noctuidae
Gene: NGR-A21
Product: gonadotropin-releasing hormone receptor
Exons: 7
Coding region: 341-1657 (438 amino acids)
Biological process (GO): neuropeptide signaling pathway
Cellular component (GO): membrane
Molecular function (GO): corazonin receptor activity
Source: RefSeq, a predicted model, not a curated record